Molecule: messenger RNA, 2992 nt
Organism: Aphis gossypii (cotton aphid)
Lineage: Eukaryota; Metazoa; Arthropoda; Insecta; Hemiptera; Aphididae
Product: sodium/nucleoside cotransporter 2-like
Exons: 14
Coding region: 452-2140 (562 amino acids)
Biological process (GO): nucleoside transmembrane transport
Cellular component (GO): membrane
Molecular function (GO): nucleoside:sodium symporter activity
Source: RefSeq, a predicted model, not a curated record
UUAGUCCUUGAGUACAAUGUUCGAAGAACGCUGCAUAAUAUGCUCACUUAAGUACUGACUGUUACGCUGCGCGAGUACCUAUAGUUACACAGAUAUUUCAUGAAUUAGUUUGUUUCGACGACCGGUUGAAUCGACGACAGUUUCAAAUAUAAAGUUCGUUUUAAUUUUUAAAUGUUUUUGUUUUGUAUCAACAACUUUUAUUGUGCGCUGAUGACUACGUAAUAACCAAUAACUAAGUUUAUUGACUCUCAAUGGUUACAAAUUACAUAUUGUUAAUGAUAUAAUUUUAUUCUACGACUUCCAUACAACAUUGAUGCAUCGAUUUGGGAUUCAUAAAGUCCAACCAUAUUAAUACAUUGAUUUAUUACGCAUUUCAAUAUACUAUAUUAUAGUAUUUAAUUACUAAACGUAUAUCUAUAAAUUUAUAAAAAUAUAAUUAUUAAGUCUAAUCAUGGAAAUGGCGACAAACACAGAUAAUAAAACAAAUGUAGACGAAAGCAAUCAAGGCUGUACCACCAUCUCUUUCGAGACCCACGAAACUCAUCCGAAAACGUGCAAAGAAGGAUUCGACAACAAAAGAAAUUGGCUUUUUCCACGAUUGCUGAUAAGUAACAACAAACAAUUUGCACUAAAAUGUCUGUGCCAUGGAAUGGUCUUGGCUUAUAUAUUAGCUGCCAUCAACCAUUGGUAUUUAAGCGACGUAAAAGACGUCGGCUGGAAAAACGGAUUAGGUCUACUGAUCAUCGUGACCACGUGUUAUUACGGUAUACAGCCCGUCAGAUUCCUGUUCACGUUGAUACCUACUGUGAAGGUGUUACCUCACGCACACUUCAAAAUCGGAGUGCUGUGUACUUUCUUAGGAUCAUUCGUUUUAUUCAUUUUCUUCGACACAAAAAAUAAUCGACAUAGGCUAGUGCCAUUGGCUGGACUUAGCGUAUUUAUUCUCCUUGGAUUCAUAUUUUCCAAACACCGUAGACAUGUGAAUUGGAUCACAGUUGCGUCCGGAUUAGCCACUCAGAUAACUAUAGGAAUGUUGACAAUCAGAUGGCAAGUCGGCCGAUCUAUAGUCCAGGCAGUUGGAGAAUUGGCCGAUAAGUUUUUCUCCUUUGCGUACGUUGGUGCUAAGGUGACGUACGGAAAUGAACUAAUCGACAAUUAUGGUGUAUUCGCAUUUAAGGUGCUUUCAGUGUUAUUUUUUAUGUGUUUUAUAAUUGAAAUACUAUUUUACUAUGGAAUCAUACAGACGGUAGUUAUAAAAUUAGGAUGGUGCUUGCAAAAAUUACUAGGAACGACAGCAGCCGAAUCAGUUAAUACCUGUGCUAGCGUGUUUUUAGGCAUGUCAGAGGCGCCUAUUAUCAUCAAACCAUAUUUACCUGAUUUAACAGAAUCUGAAAUCCAUACCGUUAUGAUGGGAGGAUUUUCAACAGUAGCUGGCACUGUAUUUGCGGCAUAUACAUCAUUCGGUAUAGAUCCGGCUUACUUAAUUACAGCAUCAGUAAUGUCAGCUCCAACUGCGUUGAGUUUCUCUAAACUGAUUUUCCCAGAAACUGAAAAAUCAUUAAAUAGUAUAGAUCAAAUAUGUACUAAAAAGACUAACGACGAGGGUAACGUGAUGGACGCGGCUUGUAAAGGAGCCCAGUUUGGAUUGAAAAUAAUCGGAGCGAUUGUCGCCAACAUAGUGGCGUUCGUGUCGUUUGUUGCGUUCAUCAACGCAAUAAUAACGUGGUUGGGACAUUUGGUCGGAUUCGAAGAUCUAUCAUUCGAGUAUGUAUUGGGCAAGAUAUUGAUACCUGUCACGUGGCUGUUGGGCGUUGAUCCUAGCGAAUGUGAAGCUGUCGGCAAAUUGAUCGGCUUGAAAAUGACAAUUAACGAAUUUGUGGCGUACAAACAAAUGGGCGAUCUAAUUAAAGAAGGCAAGCUUAACCGCAAGUCGGAAAUCGUCGCCACUUUUGCUUUAUGCAGUUUCGCCAAUCCAGGAUCAAUUGGAUCGAUGAUUGCCACAUUGACGACUUUGUGCCCUACACAGCGAUCAUCGAUAACCAAAAAUGUAUUUAGGGCAUUUCUCGGUGGUACGGUCACUUGCUUUUUAACGGCCGCUAUUGCUAGUUUAUUAAUGCCCGACGAAGGAUUACAAAACUAAAAGCAAUAAAUUAUCUUUGUAAUUUUUGUAUAUGUAAUUUUUUAUAUAUAUAUAUAAAUGUAUGUGAUGUAUUAUUGCUAUCUACAUAAUAGCAAACUUACACAUACCCAUUUAUUGGUAUAAAUUAUACCAAUUAUAUUUUUAUAAGUAAUAUAAUAUAUUUUAUUAUUGUUUUGAACAUUCAUCGACGAAAUUCUCAUUUUCUUUUGUUAAUCAUGACUAUAUUUUUAUAUUGUUAAAUAUAGGUACAAGAUUAUACUUAAUUGAUAAUAUUAUGUAAAUAUUUAUAAACACAAUGUGAAUAAUAUUUUUUUAAUCAAAAACCAAAAUCGAUAGUAUAAGAUAACUAAAUAUUAUAAUAUGAAAACAAGUUUCACUCAUGUGUACUAUAUAUUAUAUUAUAUUUAAAAAAUUGUUCUAUUACGAAAUAUGUAUAAAGUUUAGGUACCUAAUGUAAAUAUGAUAAAAUAAAUAUACAUUGUUACAUCGCAAUAAUUACGAAGUGACUAUACUAUAUUAAAGUUACGAGUUUUCAGACGUUCAUAAAUAAACAUUAUAAACUAUCUAAAAAAAACAUUAUUUACUAUGGCGGCGUUGUAGUAGGUCUACAACCCCUAACGGCCUAUAAUUAUAGUAUCUAAUAUAGUAACUAGUAGAAAAAAAACUAAUACACAUAUUAUUUUGUAAAUGAUUACUAAUUAAAUCCACGUAUUAGUCCACUGUGGCAACAUCUAACCUCAUAUUCAUUUUGUUUUAUUUUUUUUAUAAUUUUAUAUAUUGUUAUUAUAUGUAAUUAUAAAUUAAAUAAAUAUUUUACUGGACUUAUUUAAUUACACAAUAUUUUAGAAAUCA